UCUCACAUCUGGAGGAAGAUCAUGUCUUCCUCUCUUUCCAAAGAGAUGAGACAGAAGUACAAUGUUCGAUCUAUGCCCAUUCGAAAGGAUGAAGUUCAGGUUGUCCAAGGACACUAUAAAGGUCAGCAAAUUGGCAAAGUGGUCCAGGUGUACAGGAAGAAAUACAUUAUCUACAUUGAAUGGGUGAAUCGAGAAAAAGCUAAUGGCCCAAUGGUCCAUGUGGGCCUCCACCCAAGUAAGGUGGUUAUCACCAGGAUAAAGCUGGACAAAGACGACAAGAAGAUCCUGGAAGGGAAAGCCAAGUCUUGA
This is a messenger RNA of Cricetulus griseus (Chinese hamster), 309 nucleotides long. The record is from RefSeq and is a predicted model, not a curated record. NCBI's taxonomy places the organism in Eukaryota, Metazoa, Chordata, Mammalia, Rodentia, Cricetidae.